AUGGCCGGGCGCCCGCGACGAUGGGCGGCCGCGGCCGCCUGCGCCGCGACGCUCGCCGUGGCGUCGCUCUGCUACGCCGGCGGCGGCCUCGGGGCCGCCGUGUCCCGGCGCUUCGACUUCGGCGCCGUCCUGACGAGCGCCCUGUCCAUCGAGGCCGGCGGCGCCGACUACGCGACGCGGCCGGGCGUGGGCUACCCCUGGCUCGUCGAGGGCCGCGUCGUCGAGCCCUGGCGGGAGACGACGCUGAGCGCCCGAGCCUACGACGAGAGGCGCGACUACAGCUGGACCGUGACGGACGCCGCGGGCGCCGCGUGGACCGCGUCCGGCGUCGAGGUAUCUCGGACCUUCACGGCCCUCGGCCAGUACGCCGCCGUCGUCGCCGAAUCCAACAGCGACCGCCGCGCGACGCGCACGCUCUACUGCCGCUACGUGCGCCGCGACGUGCGGGACCUGACGGACGAAGACCGCGAGGCGUUCUUCCAAACCUUCGCGACGCUCGCGUCCGUCGGCGCGGCCGAGGGGAAGCGGACCUACGGCGACCGGUACCGGUCCCUCGACGACUUCGUCGCGCUGCACCUCGAGCUCGCCGCGGACCGCGUCGACGACCACAUGCACGAUGGGCUGGGCUUUCUGACGACGCACGUCGCUUUAACGGCGUUCUUCGAGCGCGGGCUCCAGGCCGUGAACCCCAAAGUCACCGUGCCCUACUGGGACUACACGCGGGACGACGCCACGUUUAAAGCGCUCUACGGAAAGCACACGCCGCUGGACGCGCGGUUCUGGUCGCUCGACGAUUUGUGGAGCGACGGCUGGUACGGGUCCGCGGAGAACGGCUUCCACACGGUCACGGCGGGCCGCUUCGCCUACCAGCGCGUGCCGCGGGCGACGAGCGACCACGUCGCGAACCCCUACGGCUACUUGAGGGCGCCCUGGAACGCGAACGCGCGGCCGUUCGUGACGCGCGUGCACCAGCUCUGCGGCGCGGACUCGCUCACGGGCUUCGGCUGGCCGUCCUGCGGCACGCACCACAACCUCACGUUUCAGUCGACGUCCUACUACGCCUGGGCCUGGAAGGCGUCCUACGGCGCGCACGGCCCCGUCCACGCGGCCGUCGGCGGCACGUUCCAGUGCAAGGACGAGUACGACGGCCUGGCGGCCGUCGGCGUGCUCCCCCAGGACGUCGAGUCGCUGCGGGUCAUGUCCUUUGUGGUGCUCAAGUCGGGCUGGCGCGCGGGGCUCGUCGAGAUGCCCGCGGCGUGCUCGUCGGACGCGCCGCGCGCGGACUGCAAGCCCAAGUGCCCCCUCCUCGAGGACGCGGGCAGGUUCCGCAACAUCUCGGCGCUCGAGGACAUGUGGCAGGUGCUCUUCAUGGGCGCGCGGCUCUCGCGGUCCUACGACCACGACACGAAAGUCGGCGUGCUCAAGGCCGUCUGCACGACGCCCAUCGCGCCGGGCGACCAGCUCGAGGCGUCGUCGCCCGUGGACGUGUCCUUCUGGCCCGUGCACCCGACGCUCGAGCGCCUCUACAUGUACAAGGCGCUCCUCGGCGCAUCGGAGAACGCGACGGCGGGCUUCGAUACCACGGCGUGGGCGAACCCGGACGGCCCGACGCAGUACUGCCACAACAACGGCUGCAAGGGCCACCACCCCUACGACGUCGUGCCCUUCCCCGUCCACGCCGAGGCCAACGGCUCAAACUUCGAGGCCCGGUCCCUGACGAACCUCGAGCUGUUCAACGUCCUCGACCCCACGGAGCACCGCCUCCCCUACGUCUACGACGCCUUCUCCUGGGACCACUGCGAGGCCCAGGGCGUCGCGGCCUACUGCGCCGUGCCCAUCGCCGAGCUCGGCGCGCUGCUCGCGACGGGCGGCGUCCGGUGGUGCUACGGCGACGCGCCGUGUCCCGUCGGCGUCUGGGAGCGAGACGACCUGACCGUCGCGCACGCGUGCCCCGUCGCCUGCGGCCGCCGCGGCGUCGCCUGCGGGCCCGUCUGCUUCCCGAAGCCCGACUCGGCGUCGUGGGCCGGCGCGCACACGCUGCAGGGCUGCGGCGACGUCGACUUCCAGAUCAUGUACGGCGGCGCGGAGCGGCUCGCGGGCGACUGCUGCCCGGGGCUCCGCGACGCGCCCCGCUGCUGCGGCCAGCGGAGCUUCUCCGACGCCGAGCUCGCCGAGGUCUGCGAGCACUGCCCGAGCUCCUGCGGCUCCUGCUCCGCCGCGCCGUCGUACGCGCCGACGCGCUCGGACGCGCCGACGCGGCGGCCGAGCGCCGCGGCGCCGACGCGCCGACCGACCCGCGCGGCGCCGACGCGGCGGCCGAGCGCCGCGGACGCCGCGAACUCGUGCCGCUGGGCCGACGACGGCGAGUGCGACGAGCCCGAGUUCUGCGCCGUCGGCAGCGACGCGCGCGACUGCGCCCGGACGGCGCCGCCGACGGCCGCGCCGACGCCGUCCGACGACGUCGACGGCGGCGCCCCGCCCCGCGGCGGCGCCGUCGCGGUCGCCGCCGUCCUGCUCGCGUCCGCGGUCCGUCCAUAA
Molecule: messenger RNA, 2538 nt
Organism: Aureococcus anophagefferens
Lineage: Eukaryota; Pelagophyceae; Pelagomonadales; Pelagomonadaceae
Exons: 2
Coding region: 1-2538 (845 amino acids)
Molecular function (GO): oxidoreductase activity
Source: RefSeq, a predicted model, not a curated record